AUGCGGGCAAUAUCACUUGUCCUUGCGGCAAGUCUCACCUCAUCGGUGAUCGCCCAAACCUAUCAGCGGCUCGGGGGCUGCCCUGAUUUGGGUUGCGUGUUUCCGCCUGACCAGGCCGACUUUCUAGCGGGGCAAUACUUCGAUAUUCGCCUCGAAGUCCACUCACCCGUGAAUGGCUCCGAAGCUCGUACUGGAGAACCUGAUCCAAACUUUACAUUUACCAUCUCGAAGAAGGGGGGUCAUCCGGUCUCUGCAACGAAGUACUUCAAGACGAGCGAGCCAGAGCUGGAACAAUGGACUUUUGACUGGUAUGAAGAUCUUUUCGCGGAAGACGCGGACACGCCAUCCGUGGUCAACGUUACUUCAAAGGCAUACAGAAGAGUUGCACUUUACGAGCCAGGAGAGUAUGAAGCUACACUUACAUACUAUGGGAAUCAAAAAACAGUUGCAAAUUGGCUUGUUCGCGACAUUCCGUCUAAAAGACGGGCAAAGAAUGUCAUCCUUUUCGUCGGAGAUGGAAUGACUACCAACAUGAUUACAGCGGCGCGGCUCAUGGCGCACCGGAGUAUCAACGGCAAGUAUAUGACCAAGAUGGCUCUGGAUAAAUUUCCUGUGUUAGGCCACCAGAUGACACAUUCUAUGGAUUCGUUUAUUACCGAUUCGGCUAACUCGGCCACUGCCCUCUACUCGGGACACAAAACAACCGUUAACGCUUUGAAUGUCUACAUCGAUUCUUCCGAGGACCCUUUUGAUGAUCCCAAGUUUGAGACCAUCGCCGAAAUUUUCAAGCGUCAUUAUCCGCAUGGGGGUGUUGGAAUUGUUUCGACUGCAUUUUUGGCCGAUGCCACCCCCGCUGCGUUGACAGCCCACACAAGCACGCGAGGCGAGUAUGACCACGUUAUCAGCACUUACUAUGAAGGCCUGACCAACUACACAUGGACAAAGCUGGAGGGUGGCCCUGAUGUGAUCCUCGGAGCAGGCGCUGAGAAUUUCUUGGAGAGUGAAGACGCCCCGCGAGACUAUUACAAACUAUUUGCCGAUAAAGGUUACAACCUGGCUUGGAACAACACGGCCCUGGAAAAAGCAGCCACCGAUGAGAAGCUUCUGGGUGUUUUCCAAACCUCAAACCUCGCGACUUGGCUUGAUCGCAAUGUCUAUCAGGCAAACCUCCUCAAUCACAGCAAUUACCCCGAUGGCUCAGGUCGGGAUGCCGAUGAUCUCCCCGGACUUAAAGACAUGACUCUGAAGGCGAUUGAUGUGCUCCAUAAACGACACAGUCGGGAGGGCUGGUUCAUGAUGUCCGAGGCUGCGAGUAUCGACAAGCAAAUGCACACCUUGGACUACGAUCGAGCCCUUGGUGAACUUCUCGAACUCGAUGAUACUGUGCGCGCAACUAUUGAAAAGCUUGAGGAACUUGGGCAGCUUGAAGACACCCUCAUUGUCGUCACGGCUGACCACGGUCACGGCUUCGACGUUACCGGCUCGGUCGACACUCAGUACCUAAAGGCACAGGAGGAUGAUCGAGACAAACGCCGAGCGAUCGGGUACUACGAAAACUCUGGACUAUCGCAGUACACAGUGACUGGGCCCAAUUCUCUCCGCUACUCUGAGGGUGUCCAUUUCCCUGCACGCUGGGACCCGCGAUAUACGCUCCACUCGGGCGUGGUCGCCUUCCCUGAUCACCGAGAAAAUUAUGAGGUGCAUAGUGAUGGUCCUCGGACGCCUGCAGAGGCUAUAAAUGGCGGGAGUAACGGAUACUACGCUUCCUACAAGGAUGCUGUCACUGGGUUCCUAAUUAAUGGAACUCUACCCGUUGAUGCAGGCCAGGGAGUACACUCAUUGACAGAUGUGCCCGUAUUUGCACGGGGCCCAUGCCAAGAAUUAUUUGGUGGAGUGUCAAAUUCCAUUGACAUUUUCUUCAAUAUGGCUGAGUGCCUGGGAUUGUCGGAGGUGGAGCACAAAACUGGACACUGA
This is a messenger RNA of Penicillium macrosclerotiorum, 1974 nucleotides long. RefSeq names its product alkaline phosphatase. Gene Ontology annotation, molecular function: alkaline phosphatase activity. The transcript has 3 exons. Bases 1 to 1974 code for a protein of 657 amino acids. Gene Ontology annotation, biological process: dephosphorylation. NCBI's taxonomy places the organism in Eukaryota, Fungi, Ascomycota, Eurotiomycetes, Eurotiales, Aspergillaceae. The record is from RefSeq and is a predicted model, not a curated record.